Molecule: messenger RNA, 1611 nt
Organism: Trametes versicolor FP-101664 SS1
Lineage: Eukaryota; Fungi; Basidiomycota; Agaricomycetes; Polyporales; Polyporaceae
Exons: 5
Coding region: 1-1611 (536 amino acids)
Source: RefSeq, a predicted model, not a curated record
AUGACAACGGUAUGUACGCCAACAUCCACCGGGGCCCGUCCCCGUCGCCCGUCUACGACGUCCCCGAGCUCCCGCCGCGUGAAGCCGCUUCCGAAACGCAGACGCACCUCUGAAUCAUACACGCAUGCCCAUCUCGACCCCGGUGGCAGGACGUCCAGACGCACCUCUCCCAACGGCUCAGAAGGCGACUAUGUGGACCGCUUGCAGCAGCCGGGGAACAGGAAGACGCGGAAUGAGGACCAGCCUGCGCAGCGCGGGAUCUCCACGGGGCGUGAGCGGGAUACUGAGGGAGGCGUAGGGAAUGGAUGUGGUGGGGAUGGCGGGGCGGGGUUGCAACACAAGAUGCUGUUGCGAAGCCGGAAGCGGAAGCUCGCGCUGGUGCUCGGUGUGCUCGCGCUGGUGCUCGGUGUGCUCGCGCUGGUGCUCGGUGUGCUCGCGCUGGUGCUCGGUGUGCUCGCGCUGGUGCUCGGUGUGCUCGCGCUGGUGCUCGGUGUGCUCGCGCUCGAUCACGCGCUCUCCGCGAGCUACCCGUUCGUACAAACCGGAAUCGACUACCGGAGCGGCGCCCCGGCUAGGAUGCGCCUCUCGCAGCGACGAGAUGCGCGGAUCGCACGCGUAUUCCGCGCACACCAAGAUUCCUUGCUCUCCGAACAUGCUGACGGUGCGACGCCCAAGGCGACAAGGACACGGCCCUUGUGCCAGAGACGCCCCCCUUCUAGUUCAUGUUUCUAUACCACUGCGCGAUGCGAAGCCUCAGAUCGCCUAAUCGCCACGCAGGAGGAGGUUGUGAUCCUGCAUGGCCGCUUCGAGGAGGACCUCGCGCGACAGGCCGCCCGCGAAGCAGGCUGCCGGGGGCGCACUCAGCGUGCCGCUGCGAAGCGCACGGAUCGCACGAAGGCCGGCGGCGGGGAUGUACAGGGCGCGCUGGACGCGCCCGCGGCGGGGGCGAAGAAGGGCGGGAAGAAGAAGACGCGCGAUCCCACUGCGUCGCACGCGCAAGAAGGCCCUACAGCGGAGGGAGCACCACCGCCCCCGCCACCGGUGUCCACAGCGCUGGCGAACCCGGCGGACGAGUGGAUCAGUCCGUUCUUCGAGCACGAGAUGUCCUACGGGGACGAGCAGAACUACCACCGCGCGGUGCGGAACAGGAAGAAGAUCCUGAGGCGCGGACUGCGCGCGCGCGAGCGUGCUACUUCUGUUGCCAGCAGGGUCGCGGACAGACCUUCGAUGCCCCUGCGGCGGCGCCGUCGAAGGAGCCCGCGUCGUUUCCGGGGAAGACGGCGAGGUGGAAGGAGGGAGAUAGAGGGGCGCGGGGGGCGACGGCACGAGCGUGAUGGGAUCGCGCAUGCAUGCAGCGUGCUUGUUCGCCCCUGCACGGCUGCUGGGAGAGCGACAGUGUCCUCGCAGACCAACGUGUAUGCAGCGCAUGUCCCUGCGAAUUCCGCUGCGAAUUUGCGGAGACAGGAUUACUGCCCAGCGUUCGCCAGCCUGCGUCCUCCCAGCCCCAGCCAGCGACCUCCUCCCCAGCAUCGCGCGCCCACCCCCGCGCAGCACCACGCGCACCCGGAGAAGCAGAUUGACCCAGACGCGCAGCCAGCCGCGCGCGUGUAA